Messenger RNA from Drosophila hydei, 2192 nucleotides. RefSeq names its product ELAV-like protein 2 (gene Rbp9). The record is from RefSeq and is a predicted model, not a curated record. The transcript is spliced from 7 exons. Lineage: Eukaryota; Metazoa; Arthropoda; Insecta; Diptera; Drosophilidae. Gene Ontology annotation, cellular component: ribonucleoprotein complex. Gene Ontology annotation, molecular function: RNA binding.
CACAUAUAUAUAUCUAUAGCAGCAGCGAUAUGGUUGAGGGUCAGACAGCGGUUCAACAGCAGCAGCAGCAGCAAUCGUCGGGCACUGGCAGCUCUGGUGCUGGCACUGGCGGUGGAACGGCUGGCGGUGCCGGUGGCGCCACCGCUGGCAGUGUGGCCAACAGUCAAGCGCAGCAAAAUGGAGGCUCAGCGGCAACGGCAACUGCUGUGGCUGCGGCUGCAGCUCCGGCAGCAACAACCAACAAUGCUGCAGCCAACAGCAAUAAUAACAAUAACAGUGCUGCCACAAACAACAACAACAACAAUAAUAAUAACAAUAACAACAACAAUAACAAUAAUAACAACAACGAACCGGAUCCAAAAACCAAUUUGAUUGUGAACUAUUUGCCACAGACAAUGUCGCAGGACGAAAUCCGUUCAUUGUUCGUCAGCUUUGGCGAGGUGGAGAGCUGCAAAUUGAUACGCGAUAAGGUGACAGGCCAAAGCCUGGGCUACGGCUUCGUCAACUAUGUGAAGCAAGAGGAUGCGGAGAAGGCGAUUAAUGCAUUGAAUGGUCUACGUCUCCAAAACAAAACCAUAAAGGUCUCCAUUGCGCGCCCCAGCUCGGAGAGCAUUAAGGGCGCCAAUCUAUAUGUAUCGGGUCUUCCAAAGAAUAUGACACAGUCCGAUUUGGAAUCUUUGUUCAGUCCAUACGGCAAGAUCAUAACUUCGCGCAUACUUUGUGAUAAUAUCACUGGUCUCUCCAAGGGCGUUGGCUUUAUACGCUUCGAUCAGCGCUUCGAGGCUGAUCGCGCCAUCAAGGAGCUAAACGGCACCACACCGAAAAAUUCCACCGAACCGAUAACCGUUAAGUUUGCCAACAAUCCCAGCAGCAACAAGAACAGCAUGCAACCGCUGGCCGCCUACAUUGCGCCACAAAAUACACGCGGCGGACGCGCCUUUCCAGCAAAUGCGGCAGCCGGUGCCGCAGCGGCUGCAGCUGCUGCUGCCAUUCAUCCCAACGCGGGCCGUUACAGCUCUGUGAUCUCACGCUAUUCGCCGCUCACCAGUGAUCUAAUUACCAAUGGCAUGAUACAGGGCAAUACCAUUACUAGUUCGGGCUGGUGCAUUUUCGUUUAUAAUCUGGCGCCCGAAACCGAGGAGAAUGUGCUUUGGCAGCUGUUCGGACCAUUUGGGGCUGUGCAGUCCGUAAAGGUUAUACGCGAUUUGCAGAGCAACAAAUGCAAGGGCUUCGGCUUCGUUACCAUGACCAACUAUGAGGAGGCUGUGCUGGCCAUACAGUCGCUCAAUGGCUAUACGCUGGGCAACCGGGUACUUCAGGUCAGCUUCAAGACAAACAAAAAUAAGCAAACGUAAUUAUUAACCAAGUUGGCUGCUGUUGUCAAUGCCAAUGCGGCGGCAGCGGCGCUAGCUGCCAAUAGUUUGGUGCUCAAUCAUAACAACAACAAUUACAACAACCACAUCAACAACAACAACAACCAUUCUGCCCACCCAUUUGGCAAAUAUGCUAAUCAGAACAGCAACAACAGACAGCACAACAGCAAUAACAAACACAAACAGCAGACAACUUCAAACAGUAACAACAACAACAACAAGCACUCACUGACAACAGCAACAAAAUCGAAUUCGAGUGCAGCAACAGCCACAGCGAACAAUCGCCAUAGCAAACCGCCCACAAAGAGCAACAACAACAGCAACUUAACAUCUACAAGCAACAACAACAACAACAAGAGCACCUCCACCCAAGCCACGGCCCGUAGCGAAAGCGGCGCCAGUUCAACCAGCAACAACAACAUAUUGAAAACCUCCACAAAGUUCAUCUACAACAAGCCACAAAAUCAUUUCGAAUUGCUGCAACAGCAGCUGCAGCUGCAGCAGGAGUUUGCCCAGUUCCUUACUAAUGUGGCUAACAGUGCAGCAGGUGGUGGGUCCGCUGGAACGCCCAACACACACAACAAUAACAGCAGCAGCAGCAGCAACCACAACAGCAACAGCAACAGCAACAACAGCAGCAACAGUAAUGCAGCCAGCGGUUCGCAUGCAGCACGUGGCACUGCCAACAGCUCCACGUUGAGCGGCUCAGCAGCAACAGUUGGCAACAAGAGCAAUCACAGCCAUAACAAGAACAACAACUAUCAAUCCUCAUUUAUGCCAUCUUGGUCAAAUUGGUUUUUUUAAUUGAAGCUGAUAGAU